Rotaria sp. Silwood1 is the source of this 561-nucleotide messenger RNA. NCBI's taxonomy places the organism in Eukaryota, Metazoa, Rotifera, Eurotatoria, Philodinida, Philodinidae. The record is from the annotation of a GenBank genome assembly.
AUGGAACGCAACAAUGAAGCGUACAUGCCGCACAGUGUACCAAAGUUUUCGGCUACUACGUUCAAUAAUGCAAAUUUCGGCAUGGAAUAUUUCAAAUCAAUUGAUUGUUUAGUUGUCAAGCAUAUGUUUUCCUGUAUGGAAGCAUGGACUGGUAUUGCAAUGCAGGCAAAAUAUGACAUUUAUAAUCAAAAUGGUGAAAAAGUGUUCUAUGCAAUUGAAGGAUGUUGCUGGUGUGGUAGUUGUCCAUCAUGUAUGCAAGAAGUCGUGGUCGAAGCACCACCAGGCAAUGUUAUUGGAAUAAUUAAACAAGAAGGUAGUAGUUGGCGAAUGAACUAUGUAAUUAAAGAUGCCCAUGAACAACCUAUAUUAAAUAUCAUCGGUCCAUGUUGUAUCUGUGAUGGACCAUACUCAUGUUGUUGUGAGAAUAAAUUCACUUUAUUUGGUAGUGAUCGAAUAACAGAAAUUGGAGCUAUUUAUAAAAAAUAUUCUGGCUUUCUUAAAGAAGCUUUUACAAGUUCUGAUGUUUUUUCAAUGCAUGGUGAGUGUAUGGAUUUAUUUUGA